This is a messenger RNA of Saccostrea echinata, 859 nucleotides long. RefSeq lists its product as uncharacterized. The transcript is spliced from 6 exons. The record is from RefSeq and is a predicted model, not a curated record. Bases 1 to 714 code for a protein of 237 amino acids. NCBI's taxonomy places the organism in Eukaryota, Metazoa, Mollusca, Bivalvia, Ostreida, Ostreidae.
AUGGAGAUAAUGAACAGUACCCAAGCCCAAAAUAAAAAUCGGGAGCAGACCAAACAGGGAGUUCAUGAUCAAACAUCAUCAGAGGUGGGAUCAGUCUGGGGUAAUGCACCAGCUAGUAACUUGGAGAGAAUUCAUAAGUUCCAAAAACGGGCCGCUAGAAUUAUUCUUGAUGCUGCCCCUGAUGCUCCAUCUAAGAUUUUGAUAGUUGCUGUCCUUGUGGUGUGUUUUGUUUAUUGCAAUGGCCAAGACACUAAAUGCCCUUUGGAAGAUCCAAAAGAGCGGAGCAUUGAUGGUGGAACAGACGAACAGACAAAAGAUAUUAUGACGAAGAUUGAUGCUGCCUUGAAAGAAGACACUGAGGUCCAAAAUUCAGUGAAUGAAAUAUCCGCGGAGAGAGAAGAGCCAAUCGAAAACAAACACAUGACCCUUGACACUUGCCCAAGGAAACUAGGCUUCAUCACAACCGUUAUUGUUAACCUCCAAACGUGCUAUGUUGUGUAUCCGAGACGACAAAGGGUGACCUAUGCAAUAUGUGGAGGAAGUGAUUGCUACGGAAGCAAAUUAUACAGGAGUAGAUGCGUCCGAAAUGGAUGGACCAAACUGAGGUUUUGGGUGUGGUGUCCAAGAUAUGGCUUCCGACUGAUUUACAGGUGGUACCCACAGUGUUGUUCCUGCUACAGAUGGCGAAGUUGCCUCACAACAGCAAAGAAAUAAUGACAACAGAACUGCUUUUCUAUACAUAUUAUACGUUCCUGUUUUUAACGACUGUUAACAUGUAUUUUGAUUAGAUAAUUGUUUACUAUUAUUUCUUUUCUUUAAUCUGGCAAACUUAUUUCAUUCGAAUAAAUCUUUCUCUUUA